AUGUAUUUUUUCUUUUUGCAAUGCAGCGCAAUUUCAUUAAUUUUUAGAUCAAAGAAAUCAGAAGACAGUAGAGUUGACAUAUUCAAAGAUAUUGCUGAUGGCACGCUGAUCAUACAUAAUAUAACCAAUAAUAACACUGCUGAUCUUGAUGACGAACGACGCAAAGAGUUUGCAAGAUCACUGUCUGAAAUUAGCGCUCAACCAACCACACCUUUCAACUUAAUGAUAUUGUUGAACUUCCAGUCUGCCAUUUUGGCCGGGAUUCUCUUUGAUUAUCAAAGGGUUAAUUCACUUUACAAAGUUGAGGUUAUAAUCGAUGAAUUGGCCUGGGCAUAUUCAAAAUCAUUAUUUGGUGGUUCAUUUGUGAAUAUUGCACCUUUUGAAUCCGACGAUCUGUCCCUAUAUCUUUUCUAUUUAUUUAUUUAUAAGAAAUCUGUUAGACUAGGGAAUACUCCUAAUCUGUUGUCCAGCUCACUAAAUCCCGAUAUCUUUAUUUCAUUACUUGAAAGCAGCUCUAAGACUAGAACGCAGGCAGAGACCUUUGUUAAGAUCUUUAGGCAUUCCAAGCCAGACAUCAAAUGCGAUUGUCUGAUACAAUUCUUUGAGCUUUGUGAAGCUUUCAUCAGCUCAUGCAACUACUGUGUAUCAGAAGGAUGGUUGGAGUCGAUUAUACAAAAAUAUUCCAAAAAGGAGAACUUAAAUAUUAAGCUGCUCAAAGAUCAAAUUGCUGAUUUUACACAAUGCGUUAAAAUCUUAAAAAAACAGCUUGGCGAUGUGAGGAAUGAAAUACUGGUCUGGGAAGCUUUGCCUCAGUAUGUUAAGGUUGAUAUUGAUGAUGUGAAAGGCAGCGAUGAAAGCACCAUGCCAAAUCCAUCAAUCCAAGAUAUUAAGCCUGAAUUAGGUGGAAACGAAUCUGCCGGUUUGACCAGUACUUUAGCAUCGGAAAAUAAAGGACCAAUCGAAAGUGAGACGGAUAGAGUCAAGUGUUAG
Molecule: messenger RNA, 990 nt
Organism: Vittaforma corneae ATCC 50505
Lineage: Eukaryota; Fungi; Microsporidia; Nosematidae
Exons: 1
Coding region: 1-990 (329 amino acids)
Source: RefSeq, a predicted model, not a curated record